AUGAUCAUACCAAUAUACCAGGUCGGUGCCUUUACCGAUCGAUUGUUUGGUGGCAACCCGGCGGCAGUAUGCGCAUUAGACAAAUGGUUAUCCGAUUCAUUGAUGCAGAAAAUUGCUGCUGAAAACAAUCUUUCUGAAACGGCUUUCUUUGUACCAAAUUUCAGCAAUGACAAAUAUGAACUUCGCUGGUUUACGCCCAAACAGGAAGUAGACCUAUGCGGUCAUGCAACAUUGGCGACGGCGCAUAUUAUUUUCAGUGAAAUGUCUCCUACAAAAGAGAAAAUCACCUUUCAGACCAAGAAAGCUGGUGAACUUACAGUUACCCGCCAAAAGGAGAAUGCUUUAUAUACCCUCAAUUUUCCAGCCCGUCCGGCAGAUAAAGCCGAUUUACCUAAUGCAUUGUUGUCAGCCUUACGCAGCGGAAUAGCUCCCAUCGGCGUUUAUAAAGCGAGAGACUAUUUGCUCGUUUAUGAAAACGAGGCCGACAUCAAACAAUUGUCGCCGGAUUUUAUGGCAUUAGGCAAAAUUGAUGCUGUUUUUGCGGUGAUUGUUACAGCUCCUGGUGAUGAAGUCGAUUUUGUUUCGCGAUUCUUUGCUCCGAGCGCCGGCGUUCCUGAAGAUCCCGUUUGUGGUUCAGCACAUUGCACUCUAACUCCUUAUUGGGCUGAACGAUUGGGUAAGAACAAGCUGCACGCUUACCAGAUUUCGGCGCGUAAAGGAGAACUUUGGUGCGAAAACAUAGGCGACAGAGUGCUGAUAUCGGGCAAAGCGGUUACCUAUUUAAAAGGGGAAAUAGACAUUUGA
Molecule: messenger RNA, 804 nt
Organism: Didymodactylos carnosus
Lineage: Eukaryota; Metazoa; Rotifera; Eurotatoria; Philodinida; Philodinidae
Source: the annotation of a GenBank genome assembly